This is a messenger RNA of Symbiodinium sp. CCMP2592, 2832 nucleotides long. The record is from the annotation of a GenBank genome assembly. NCBI's taxonomy places the organism in Eukaryota, Dinophyceae, Suessiales, Symbiodiniaceae.
AUGCGGGUGAAUGUCUUACCCAUAAAGGAGCGGGUUCACAUGGCGAAAAGAACGAAGAAAAAAACAUCGAAGAAGGUUUCCAAGAACGCUGGCGCUCGGUCGAGCGGCAAGCUUGGUGCGGUUUCCUUCGAGGAACUGCAGGCGGAGAUGAAUCGACGCGCAAAGGUUGUUGGUCGUCUUGAGCGCAAGCGCGAGCGUCUGCAUUCGGAGCUUGCGGAGGUUGAAUCCGAGCUCGCGAGCUAUGGCGCGCUGAGCGCGAGCGGUGGGAUCCGUCGUCGUCCGCGCAACGAGAUGAAUCUUGUUGACACGCUGCAGAGCGUGCUCAAGAACAAGACGAUGUCGGUGACUGAUGCGGCUCAAGCGGCGCGCGAUGCGGGGUACAUGACGACUGCGGCAAACUUCCGGACGAUCGUGAAUCAGGCGCUGAUUCGCGAGACGAAGGUGCAGCGCGACUUCGUCUCCGGGGUUUGGCGCGAUGGUGGUGGGGGCGAAGGGGUUCAUUUGGGCGACUUUGAUGUUGGGGGCGCCUUUGAGUUCGACAAUGUGUUGUGCGGUUUCGCCGAGGUAGGUGGAGUGGAGGACGCGGCCUGGCAGGGUGUUUGGGGUUCCCGGUUUUUCGAGGGUGAUGGCUUCGGGGCGGAUGGAGACGAGGGUGUCUCCGGCGUGGUCAUUGUCGAGGUUGGUUUCUCCGAGGAACUCGGCGACGAACUUGGAUUUGGGUUUGCGGUAGAGCUCGACGGGUGUGCCGAGCUGGAUGACCUUGCCUUUCUUGAGGAGCGCGACUUUGUCGGCCAUGGAGAGGGCUUCUUUUUGGUCGUGGGUCACAUAGACGGUGGUGAUUCCCGAAUCCUUGCAGAUGUUGCGGAUCUGGAGGCGGAGGUCGUUGCGGAGUUUGGCGUCGAGGUUGGUGAUGGCUUCGCGUUUGUCCAUGUCGGUGAGUUCGACUUUGUUGGGGGCGUGGAUCUCGAUAAAGUAUUUGGCGUGCUGGGAGUCGGCGUCCUUGCGGAGUUUGCCUGGGUUGGUGGUGGAUUUGUAGGAGGUGCGGGUGUGGAGGGGGCGGACGGUGUAGCGGUCGGGGUUCCAGGGUUUGCGGUCGUUUCUAUUAAGAUAGGUCUCGGAUUCGAUGCCGCGGCGGAGAGUGGCGGCGAGGGAUUGGGCGGCGGCGCGGUUUUCUUCGUCGUUGUUGGGGACGGCGAUGAAGGCUUGGGGGCGAAUGGAGGCUUGGGGUCUUGCGACGGCUUCCAUGAGUUCUGGGCCGUCAGGGAUGAGUUGCUUUUCUUCGAGGGUGUUGUGGAGGGUGACAUCUCCCAUUCCGAAUCCGACGGCGGGGGUUGGUGGGCCUCCCAUGAGCUGGAUGAGGUUGUCGUAGCGUCCGCCUCCUACGAGGGCGCGGUGGCCGUCGGCGAUGGCUUCGAAGACUGGGUCUCCUUCGAGUGGGCGGGUGAGGAAGGUGAUGAAGGGGCCUGGAAGCGAUUCUUCUUUGGCGAGUUCGGCGAGUUUGUCGAGGGGGAGUUUGUCGCGUUUGUCGAGGAGGUUGAAGGCGGUGUCUGUCUGUGUGUCGGUCAAUCCCAGUGUUUGGAAGUGGGAGGACAUGACUGCGCGGUCGUUGAGUUGUAUGCUGAGGUUGGAUUGGUCGAGUCCAAGUGCGGCGAAGACGCUGAUACAAACUUCGAUUGUUUCGGCGUCCAUCUGGGCGCGGGUGGUUGGGUUGUCGUCGUCGGAAGGAAGUCCGAUGAUGUCGCAGUUGAGUUGGAGGAACUCUCUGAGGCGUCCUUUUUGUGGGCGUUCAGCGCGGAAGUAUGGGCCGAUGGUGAACCAUUUGCAGGGUUUGGGGAGUUGUUUGGCGCGGGCGGCGUACAUUCUGGCGAGGGUGGGGGUGAACUCUGGGCGGAGAGCGAAGUCGGCUUUACCUUGUGCGACGAGUUUGUCGAGGGCGUCGCGCCAUGCGUUUUGGAUGUAGCGGCGGACGAGGACAUCUUGGGGGUAGAGGUCUCGGGUUGGUCAAAGGAGUGUUGUAUGGGGAUUACGGUCAAGCAUGUGGUGGUGGCGGCGUUGAUCUUUGCGCUCGUUGGGUUUGUGUAUGUGAUCGGGUUUUCGGAGAUUGAUCGUGUUCGGUCUCCACGGGCGCGGGCGAUGGAUGCUCGUCCGAGUGUUUCUCGGCUGGUUGCGAAUGUUCGCCAAGGUAUGGCGAGUGGGCAGGGUCGGAUUGCUCGCACAGCGGGGGAUGAGCUGAUUGUGCACUUUCCGAAUGAUCCGAAUGCGUGGUUGUAUCGGGGGUACGCGUAUCGGUUCCGGAGCUGGGAUAUGGAUCGGACGAUUGAGCGGAGCAGCUGGGAGCAGUUGCUUCGGAUCGUUGAGGGGUGGGACUUUGAGGCGAUGGGGACGGCUUCGUUGAGCAGCGCGUACUACAUGCGUGGGUGGGCGCUGCGCGGGUUGGGGCAGGUCGAGGAGUCGCGGGCGGACUUUCGGGAGGUGGCGCUGAUCGCGGAGGCGGCGACUGGGCGCGCUGUUGGGGUUGGGAGUGGGGAACCGGCGGAAGAGCCUUUGGUUUCUGGUCUGGCUACGGGUGGGGCGUACAACCUGGCGUGUUACUGGGCGGUGGCGGGUGAGACGGAGCGGGCGCUUGGGUACUGGAAGUUGUGCAUUGACUCGGGGUAUGACCUGAGCACAGGGGGUGGAUGGUGGCGGGUUGAUCCUGACUUUGAGGACUUGUGGGGCGAGGUUGAGUUUUGGAAGAUCGCGGGGGACUGGGAUCGGGCGGGGAGUUUGCCUGUUGAGCGUGUGGAGGAUCCGUCGGAUUUGGAACUGAUUGAGGAAGGUGUUGAGCCUUAG